CAAUUAUAUUUUCUUUAAAACAUUAAUAUGCGUUUCUCUAUCACUGCUACUUUAAUCGGUGCCGUUGCCUUGGCUUCCUCCGUCUCUGCUGACUUUUACAACCGUCUCAGAGUCAAUGAUACCGCUUUCUUGUUUGUUGAUCAUCAAACCGGUCUUCUCAACUUAGUUGGUGAUUACAACCCCGAUACUUAUCUCAACAACGUUAUGGGUCUUGCCGAAACCGCCAAGUACUUUGGUGCUGCCACCGUCCUUACCACCUCUCGUGAAGAUGGUCCUAACGGUGUCUUACUUCCUGAACUCAAGAAGUUGUUCCCCGGUGUUCCUUACAUUGCCCGUCCCGGUCAAAUCAAUGCUUGGGAUGACCCAGAUUUCGUUAAGGCUGUCAAGAAGACCGGUAAGAAGCAAUUGGUUAUUUCCGGUAUUGUCACCGAUGUUUGUGUUACCUUCGUUGCUCUCUCUGCUAAGAAGGCUGGUUAUGAUGUCUUUGUUGUUACUGAUGCUUCCGGUACCUUCACUGAGGCUGUCCGUGAUGCUUCUUGGUUAAGAAUGCAACAAGGUGGUAUCCAAUUGACCAACUGGUUUGCUGUUGCUUGUGAAUUAGGACGUGACUGGCGUAACGAUAUCAACGGUAUGGCUGCUUUGUUCGCUAAGCGUUUGCCUGCUUAUGCUCACAUUAUGGACAGCUUUGCUGGUGCUCAAGCCGCUGCCCUUGCUGCUGCCAAGAACUAAAUUAUACCAAAAUUCGGAUAAAUUUAAUGUUAACUACUACUGCUUUCUAUCGUAAUUAUUUAUUAAUAAAAUUAAAAACAUUUUCUCCAAAC
This is a messenger RNA of Mucor mucedo, 821 nucleotides long. Its product is annotated as isochorismatase family protein. The transcript has a single exon. Bases 28 to 729 code for a protein of 233 amino acids. The record is from RefSeq and is a predicted model, not a curated record. NCBI's taxonomy places the organism in Eukaryota, Fungi, Mucoromycota, Mucoromycetes, Mucorales, Mucoraceae.